Messenger RNA from Balearica regulorum gibbericeps (East African grey crowned-crane), 1824 nucleotides. The record is from RefSeq and is a predicted model, not a curated record. Lineage: Eukaryota; Metazoa; Chordata; Aves; Gruiformes; Gruidae.
AUGCGGCACAUCCAUGCAGAAACGUCCCUGCCCCCAGAACGCAGCAGGGACCCCAGCCUGUCCCGGUCCAGUGGAGAGGCACCCUUGGAGCCUUCUUCGCAGCACUGCACGCGCCACAGUAUCCUCAUGGGCUACAAUGAGACAGAGAUCAAGCGCCAGAAGGUUUAUCAGGUCUCCAUCUUCUCCCAUCUCUCCAACUCCUCUGAGAGCACAGAGCAGCAGGCAGGCAGCCGGCUGGCCAUCAAGAGAGGUUACCCUGAGCAGCGAGCUCCGGAGAGGGGACGAGAUCCCAAACGAACUCACUGGGGUGGCAGGGUGGUGGAUGGCAAGCGUGAUGGGGGCCCUGGGCCGGCCUCCCUCGAUGAUGAUGACACCUUCGAGGAUGGUCUGCUGGUGGAGGAGCUAUCCCUGUGCGGCUCUGCCCAGCACUUCUCCCACAGUGGGCUGCGAGUGGUGGAGCACCGGUGUGAGGGCAGCCCUAGCCACAGCCCCAAGGCCAGCAGAGAGGACAAGUCACAUGAUGUCUCCUCCUCCUCCUGGCCACAGCACGUUGCUUGCAGUACUUUGCACAUGAGAGGCGGUUGCCUUGCCUCAUCAGGGGAUCAACCUACAGACUAUGGGGAGAAUGGGGAGCAGGCAAGUGGCCACAACUUACUUCACCUUGAUUUGCACAAUAUUGCACAAACAGUCCCUUUGGACUCUGAUGGGAAGAGAGAGAAGCCAGGGAGCAGUCCAGCUCACAGCAGCAGGGCUAGUGGAGAAGAGGAAUGGCCAGCAGUGGCCAACGGGUGCAAGGAGCCCCCAGCUCUGCAGACAGCACUCAGCCCUGAGCCCAGCAACCUGACCUCCCUGGAGAAGACGCCCUGCGGGACCAGCCAGCUCAGCAGCAGCUGCCCGGCCAAAAGGAAGCUGCUGCCUGCUGGCGAGGUUGUCGCCGACUCCUGCUCUGAGGAUGAGAGCCUGUCCCCGCCAGCAAGGAAGAAGAGGGUCCUACUAUGCCAUCCGGUGCCCACGGCCUGCCGCAGCACCGAUGCCAAGGGGGCCCCAUUCUGGAAUCACCUGCUUCCCACAGCCAAGAGCUCUGCGGAUUGCACUGCGGUCGGGAGGAGGCUGAAGAGCGGGCUGCGCCUCAAAUCGCGACAUCUUCGGAGCAGCCUGCGGAGGGGUACCAGGUCCUCUGCAGUGCCCUGGGCCAACACCACCACUGUCAGCCAUGCUCUACUGGGCAACUUUGAGGAGUCCAUCCUGAAAGGGCGCUUUGCACCGUCGGGGAGGAUCGAGGGAUUCACAGCAGAGAUUGGUGCCAGUGGCUCCUACUGCCCCCAGCAUGCCACUCUGCCCGUUGAUGUCACCUACUUUGACAUCUCUGAACACAGCGCGCCCUCGCCUUUCCUGGGAGUGAUUGACUUGGAGGCCUUGGGAAAGAAGGGUUACAGUGUCCCCAAAGCUGGAACCAUCCAAGUGACCUUAUUUAACCCCAACAAGACUGUGGUGAAGAUGUUCUUGGUGACGUACGACUUCCAGGACAUGCCAGCCAACCACAUGACCUUCUUACGCCAUCGCAUCUUCCUGGUGCCCGUGGAGGAGAAGGAGGGGGCCACCGUGGCCACCAGCAAUCCGCUGGGCACUGGCCCACCCCGCAGGGUCCUCUGCUACCUGAUGCACCUAAGGUUUCACAGCUCCAAGUCAGGGAAGAUCUACCUUCAUGACGACAUCCGGCUGCUUUUCUCUCGCAAGUCGAUCGAGGUUGACUCGGGGAUCCCCUACGAACUGAAAUCUUUCACGGAGAUGCCGAGAAACCCCUGCUACUCACCCCGGGCCUGA